AUGGCGCCUGCUGAAGUUAUCUACCAAGAAGCGCCUCCAUGGAAGGGGGCUGCAAACAAUCUGCUUUUGGAAAAGGACGAGACGGAGAAGCAGCUUGAAAAACUUGUAUUUGGUGACCACGUCGGCUUUCACGAGAACCUGAAGCUCGUUGGCGACCCCAAUGGCCUUUCAAAUGAAGAGUACAAAGAUUUAGUCGAACAAGCCUCCGUUCAUGGGUCAGACGAGGAAAGUUUGGGGGAUGUAGACGAUUCGCAGCUCUUCUUUUUAGACUCAGGACCUUCUAAAGUCAAUGGAUCUAAGUUGGUAAAGCCAACGCUUCAGAAUGAAGCGGACGGAUCAGACGACGAGCCAGCCUGGAUCGACAGCGACGACGAACGUCUUGUCAUCUCACUCGCGUCCAACUCUCGGCUAAGAAAGUUGAGAGUCACAGAGGCAGAAGAUCUAGUAAACGGCAAAGAAUACACGAAGCGAUUGAGACAGCAGUUCGAGCGACUCUAUCCUCCACCUGAAUGGGCCAAUCCUUCGGCAAGAAAGCAGAAACGCAGAAAAUCUAAUGCAUCGGACGGCUUUGAGCAAUCUCCAGCUGACGACAUGUCAAUUGACUCAGACGAUCUGUCAGCCCAGCCUCUGGACAAGCUUCUUCAAUCUACCGCACCCCUCACACAACAAUCCUUUACGAUUCCCGGCGGAAGAAGAAAACUCCGCCCGGAAAAGAUAGACGUCCACCGGCUCAAAGACAUUGGUGGCACUCAGCCCGUACUCCCCCCUCCUGUCCCCUCCCAUCCCUUCCCCUCCUCUUCCGCCCUAUGA
This is a messenger RNA of Bacidia gigantensis, 810 nucleotides long. RefSeq lists its product as uncharacterized. NCBI's taxonomy places the organism in Eukaryota, Fungi, Ascomycota, Lecanoromycetes, Lecanorales, Ramalinaceae. The record is from RefSeq and is a predicted model, not a curated record. The transcript is spliced from 2 exons. Gene Ontology annotation, biological process: rRNA processing. Gene Ontology annotation, cellular component: small-subunit processome; Pwp2p-containing subcomplex of 90S preribosome. The coding region runs from base 1 to 810 and encodes 269 amino acids.